This is a messenger RNA of Volvox carteri f. nagariensis, 5568 nucleotides long. RefSeq lists its product as uncharacterized. NCBI's taxonomy places the organism in Eukaryota, Viridiplantae, Chlorophyta, Chlorophyceae, Chlamydomonadales, Volvocaceae. The record is from RefSeq and is a predicted model, not a curated record. Gene Ontology annotation, molecular function: RNA binding. Gene Ontology annotation, biological process: regulation of mitochondrial mRNA stability; mitochondrial RNA processing; chloroplast rRNA processing. Gene Ontology annotation, cellular component: ribonucleoprotein granule; mitochondrial matrix. The transcript has 10 exons. Bases 1 to 5568 code for a protein of 1855 amino acids.
AUGUUAGCGAAAUGCAACGUGUCCGCUUUAUACCGCAGCAUCUUCGAUAGCAUAUACAGUCUUAAAUAUGCUCCUCCGGAGGUCGUCUCAUUUGUGGGCCAGCUCCAACCGCUGGUCAAUGGUCGCGCUGGACUUCCCAGACAUUCACCACCUCCUCCUCUUGGCAGUGGCGGCGGAGGCACCAACCGCAGCACCGCCAGCCGCAGCAGUAACACUGGGCACGAUUCAGAGCUCGCAUUACUUCAACAGAGGCGGCUCUCCCACUCCCUUGCCAGCACCAGCACCAGCGCCAGCACCAGCACCAAUACAACCACCUGCACAAACAUCAACACCGCGAACUUAGAUAUUCCCACCAGCUCAUGGAACCUGGACCCCGGCUGCUCAACGGGAACGGUGAACACGGCGCUAGGGGAGACAGUCACGGAUGCAGCUGCCGCCGCCGCCACCGCCGCUGCUGUCUGGACUCGGCCUUAUCGCAGUGCGCUACUGCGUUCCAGCCGGCAACUGACGCCCGCACAGGCAGCUGUUCAACUACUGCGCAUCGCCGACAUGGACGUGCGUGCCCCCUCGCCAAAGGAGCUGUUGGCGGCAGGCUUGGAUCUUCUAGACCAUUGGGCCUUACGUGAGGCGCUGGACGUGCUACAGCCGCGGUUGCAGCAGCUGUCGGUGACUCAGCUCCAGAGGUGCUUGGAGACGCUGGCAGUAGUACGGCACCCGCCGACUGACCCGUGGUUCCACGAGUGGCUCCUGGCUUCGGAGCGGCAACUGGAAGCCGCGGAUGCCACGGAGGUGUACGGCAUGUUGGUCGCUAUGCGGGCCUUGCGUCAGAGGCCCCAGUCUCAGGAGUGGAUUGAGGGCGCAAUGAGGGCCUUAUUAGGUCACCUGCCGCAGCUGGAUGCCGUACAAGUGGUGGAGUUGCUAGGGUGUUUCGUUGACUUGGCGCUACGGCCACCUGAGAGGUUGUUGAAUCAUAUAUUUGCGCUGCUACUGCCGGAUUUGCCACAGCUACAGCCUGGUGUUGUUCUGGACCUGUUGUCGAGCUGUACCAGGCUGCGUGUGGCUCCACCGCCGCAUGCGCUGAGCGCUGCCCUCGGCGUGCUGACUCCGUCGGUGCUGGCAGCGGCGCCGCCGGCGGCGCUUUGCAGGCUGGCGGCAGCCCUGGCGGCGCUGCGGCUACAGCUGCAACCGGCGUUGCUGGCGGCGCUCAUCGGACGAGCGGAUGUGCUGUUGCGGUCGGCUGUCGCGACAGCAGCAGCACCAGCAGGUGCGGGCGGUAGCGGACGUGUGGCGGCUACACGGGACAGGGGCAGUAGCAGUGGCGGAACAGCUGCGGCAUCGGCGGCGGCAUCGGCGGCAGCGCAACCGCUGGGCUCAAGCAUCGCUUCUGAUUUCCCGCCCGCUGCUGUUGGUGUUGCUGCCGCCGCCGCCAGCGGCGAGGUUUUGGCUGACGGGAAAGACGGCGCCGCAAGGCGUCCUGUGGAUGCUAGCACGCGCAUUCUGAGACCCCGCCGGGUUAAGGCACGUCGUACUUCCAGCGUAGUCAGCGCCGCUGCCGCCGCUGCUGCUACUGCAGUCCCGUUGCCGUCAGCGGUGGCAGCGGAGGGUCCUGUAGCACAAGUCCACUCAGGCGACGGCGGCGAUGAUGAGGACACGACGCUGCUGCUGACGGCGGAGGUGGCAGCGGCGGCGGCGCCGCCGCCAGGUACCUCGACGGCGCAGCCGGUGGACAGUGCGACGUUGACGGGACCGCAGUUCUCCCGUCUCCUCCGGGAUCUGCGUGCCCUUGAGGCCCCCCUGCCGCCGUACUGGGGUGACCUGUGUGGACACGUCCUCGUGUCGCUCACCACAGACGUCUCGUCCAUGCCUGUCGUAGAAGUGUCGUACCUGAUGCGCACGGCGGCCCGCUGCGGCUUGACGCUGCCGCUGGGCGCUGUGCGGGUUGCGGCGGCGGGUCUGGAAACGAGCUUACGCGCCUCGGCGGAGGCGCGACGGCGGAGGCUGGUACGGCAGCGGCAGGGGAUGAUGCGUGGCAAGGCAGCGGCGGCGGGGGCGGAGGAAUACGUGGCUGAGUUCGCACCUGGGCUUGAGAACGACGGCGAUGGCGACUUGGGCUACAUCGCCAUGGCUGGGGAUACAACGGGAGAUGGGAGCAGUGCUGCUGCUGCAUGCGAAGGUGAUGGCCACGAUCGAAGCGGGCACGAGGGUUGCGGCGGCGAUGACAAUGAUGGCGAAGGAGAAGCAUUGUCGCGGGGCGUAGCAGCUUCUGGAUACUGCGUACAGCCAUGGACCGCCAAGGCACUUUCCAUCACCACCACCGCCCUGGUGCCGUACGCAGCCCAUCUACCGCCUUCCCUUCUACACGCGCUGUACGACAACUUGUACGACAACCUAGAACGAUUUGACCUGCCGGAGCUGACAGCGACGUUGCAUGCGCUGCCGCUGCUGCUGGUUGCGGCGGCGCCGUCGCCGGGCCAGACGCGCUUGCCCCGCGGGGCUGCCGCCACCGGGAUGUCUACACCGCCGCCGCCGCGGCCGCCGCCGGCCCUCGUGAUGUCGUACCUCUCUUGCCUGUACGGCCGAAUGCACAGAAUGCAACCUUGGCAACUCUCUAUGUGCAUCUUCUCACUGCUGCGCCUUGGCGGCCGACCUGAGCCCUUGUGGAUGGAUGCGUUUCUCGGCCAAGUGUACCGCAAGCUGCCGUAUAUGAAUGAAGUACAAAUUGCGACCGUCCCGUGGGUCGUCGCGAAGAUGUCGUACCGGCCGCAGGCGGGCUGGGUCGACCGAGUUCUCUCCGCGGCGGCGGGUCGGCUGUCGUGUUUCUCACCCCGACAUCUUUCCCAGCUGGUAUGGGCGGUGGCUGUGAUGGGAUACCGGCCGGGCAGCGAGUGGAUGGUCCGUUGGUUGGAUAAGGCCCGUGCACAUUUCCGUACGUCAGAUGGCCGUACGCUAGCGACGCUGGCGUGGGCAGUGGCUUCUGUGGGGCAUCGGCCGGAGGGCGAGUGGUUGCAGGAGCUGUGCGAGCACCUCGCCCGCCGCCUGCCGUACACCUCCCCUCGCGCCGUCAGCAAUACUCUGGCAGCAUUAGCGGCGCUGGGUCACCGGCCCGACGCCAGCUGGGUAAACGCCGUCGCAGAGCAUGUGCAGUUACGGCUGCCGCCGCCGGCGGGCGGCGCCGCUGGUGGCGGCACUGGCGGCGGUAGCCCUGCGGCGUCGUAUACCGCGGAAGGUAGCGGCUGCUACAGCCUACAGGACCUGUCGCACGUCUGCUACAGCCUCGCGCGCCUGGGCUACAUCCCGUCAGGCGGCUGGCUUGACGCAGUGUCUAACGCUGCCGCACGGUUGGCGUUACAAGAUCCCGCGACGGCGGCGGCGGCAGUGCCGGCGGCAGCAGCAGCAGCGGCGCACGCGAAGCACAUUGCUCUGCUAAUGCUAGCGCUGUCGCGUCACCGCCGGCGGCCGCCGGCGGCGGCCUGGUCCGAUCUCCUCGAAGGGCUGUACCCUUGUCUGCCGCACGCGUCGCCGCAGGCUUUGGCCGUACUGCUGUCAGCGGCGGCGGCGCUGCAGCUGCCCCUGCCCCGGGAACACGCAGGCGGUCUGCUUCUGGCGACCCACCGUCGAAUGGCGUUCUUCAGCAACCGGGGGCUGGCCAUGGUGUUCCGGGGGUUUGUGGGCCUAGGCAAGGAUCCUGGGGCGAAGUGGCUGGGGCGUUUGGAGGAGGUCCUGCGGCAACGGGCACUAGCUGCACAACAACAACAAGAAGAAGAACAGUUCGUGGCUCAACAGCAGCGGCAGCAUAGUAGGCUCCGGCCGGGCGACCAGCAGCAGCAAGGCCGUGCUGUAGUUAAAAACGCGGAUGAGGAGGAGAAAGAGGAGGAAUGGGAGGAAGGGAGAGGGGCUCAGGAAGAGGAGGAGGAACACCAGCAGCAGCAGCAGGAGGAGGGGCUCCGGGGCUUCGGUGGGCUGGCACCGCGGGAGCGAGUGUGCAUGCUGUGGGCGGCGGUGACGUUGGAAACCAUGGAGAUCUGUCCGGCUGCGGGUCAGGGUGGUGACAGUAAUAAUAAUGAAUCCGGGAGAGCGUAUCGGCGACUGCGGGGCGGUGAUCGUGAACCGCCUAGGGCACCAUCCUCCUCCUCUCCGUUGCCGUUGUUGCAUACACUCUCGCGACACCGACAGCAACAGCACCAGCAACAACAGCACCAGCAACAGCCGUCGUCUUCGGCCGCAUUCGUGGCCAGCGCAGUCAGCGGCGGUGGCGGGGACGGUGGCGGGGACGGCGGCUACCCCGCACCUCCACCGCCCCGAUGGGUCCGCAAGCCAGGGCCGCUGCAGCGACCGCUACGUCUGGAGGGUCUACUGACGCUACUGCUGCCGCCUCCGGAGCUGAGACAAGAGCCCACGGCGGCGGAAGGUCGUCCAGCGGUACAGCAGCGGCGGCGGUGGCGGCACAGGCGGCGGAGGGAUCCGGACGGUCACGGGCAGCGGCGUAGCGGCAGCGGCGGCGGCGGAGGUGAGCGGCAGCACCCCUGGAGCCCGCUAUCAGCCUACACCAGCCAGGACUUGGCCGUGAUCUGCUGGGCGUUAGGGCGGCUGCGAUUGAACCCCCGCGGUGGCGGCCUACUGGCGGCGCUUAUGACGGAGGUAUCGUACAGAUUGACUAGGGAUCCAGGCGCGGGUGCGGCGGCUGGAGGGAAGGUUUCCGCUCCGGAAGCAGCCGCAGCGGCGGAGGCGGAGGAGGCGGAGGCGGUAACAGCGGGGCGGAAAUCGCGUACGGCUCAUGGUGCCGUCCGCCGCCAUGGCGGCGGAAGAAGAGCGCUGGCGCCAAGCGAUUUCGCGUUGGCUUGCUGGGGAUUAAGCAGCGUGGGCAUGUGGCCGACGGCGUCGUGGCAGGCGGUGGUGGCGGCAGCGGCGCUUCGGUUCGCGCGUGAGGGCAGACUGUCACCACGAGACUUUGCGACGGUGCUGGCGGCGCUGGCGCGCUGGCGCCGUAAGCCGCGGGUACGGCCAGCUCUCCUGCGCCGGCUGCGGUUGGGGCCGCCGCCCGGCCGCCGGCCUCGAGCCGUGGACGGGAAGGCCGGCAGCCCCGCGGCCGAGCCGCCCCAAAGUACCCUUACCCUUGCUCACACUUCCGCCGCCGACUCCGCCGACGCCAGCGCAGCAAGCAGUCGCGGCGGCUUUAGCAGCAUGAGCACCGUAGCCGCACAAGCGGAUGGAGACCGACGACUACUGCCGCAGCGCUGCUACGACGCACGUAGCCUGGCAAGUCUGACAUGGGCGCUGGCGAGCCUCGGGGUGGCGCGGCGGCGGUUGCCAGUCGCCUGGCUGCCUCCGACCUACCGUGUUACACUGCUGGACAGUUUGUCCCGGUUGGGGCUGCGACCCGGGGCUGGCUGGCUGGAACAGGCAGAGCAGGUGGUCCUCCAAGGCGGCCAGCUGACCCUGGCCAGCUCCUACCGGGGGUUGGAGGCCGCGCUGAGGAGGAUGGCGGACGGGGCUGGAGGACCCCUAGGAAGCAGAGGAGGAGGAAGAGGAGGCGGCGGCUUAGAUUGCAAACCACGAACCAAGACCUGA